CUUGAUCAAUACGCAGUGCAUAUGAAACCACGGAGAAUUAGGUCAAGUUAUUAAAUCUGUGUGGUUACAAUCAAAGAAAAAAUUACAAUGAAUUUCGUUGUAAAUUUUAUCGUUGUGGGUGUGGCAUUUAUGGCUUUUAUUGAAAAAGGAAAUUGUUUAAAAUGUUAUCAAUGCAACAGUCACGUAAACAGCACUUGUGGCGAAGAAAAAGUACCAGAAAGCUUUGCAAUGGAGUGUCCAAAAAAUGGAAAAACUUACAUUCUUUGUCGUAAAAUCAAACAAGUUAUCGAUUUCGAAGUUAACGGAUUACCCCCAGAUAGUAGAAUUAUAAGAUCUUGCGGUUGGGAUGAUAAAAGCCACUCGGAUAAAUGUUAUCAACGAUCCGGGUUUGGUGGAAGACAAGAAGUUUGCUCGUGCAAAGAUGAAAAUUGUAACGGAGCACCAAAAAUGAAUGUUUUCGCGCCAAUUUUGAUCAUAAUCGGUGUCUUUUUUAGCGUCAUUUAAAGCCGUUUUAUUUUUGUAAUCGUUAUUAAUUAAUUUUUAGAUUGUAAGAAUUGAUUUAUUGAGCAAAGUAUGAAAAUUAAACAGUCAUUAAUAUUUCAAAGUCUUGACUAACAUAAGUUCCCCCAUUAUUCCACCACACGUACAAAUUAUUGUAUAUGCUGGUAGGUGGCACAACUUUUCCUAUUUUCCAUUCGUUUUCAUGGUAAAUUUUUCCAAUGUACAAUUUUCCGUCGGCUUGAUGUCCACCGAUGAUGCACUGAUGAAGAAAUUCGUGAUCUAAUUCACCCAUAUUAACAGCUUCCCAUUGUAAAGAUUGCGGUUCUGAAGUGCAUAAUAGCUAAUAAAAAUUAAUAAGUAUUACUAAAUUAUGUAUAAAUAUUAAAUAAAUUUAUUUUAAUUUA
Messenger RNA from Onthophagus taurus, 905 nucleotides. RefSeq names its product UPAR/Ly6 domain-containing protein CG9338-like. The record is from RefSeq and is a predicted model, not a curated record. NCBI's taxonomy places the organism in Eukaryota, Metazoa, Arthropoda, Insecta, Coleoptera, Scarabaeidae. Gene Ontology annotation, biological process: sleep; regulation of synaptic transmission, cholinergic; positive regulation of voltage-gated potassium channel activity.